Messenger RNA from Aspergillus ibericus CBS 121593, 825 nucleotides. RefSeq names its product protein ccpA (gene ccpA). The record is from RefSeq and is a predicted model, not a curated record. The transcript is spliced from 2 exons. Bases 144 to 731 code for a protein of 195 amino acids. Lineage: Eukaryota; Fungi; Ascomycota; Eurotiomycetes; Eurotiales; Aspergillaceae.
UGAAUGUCAAGAAUCAAGAAUUGUUCCAUGAAGGCGGCCCGGAGACUUUCCCCGGUUUAAUUUAAACAUGGUCUGCUCGCUUGGAUCCAUUUUUAACAAUACUCGUUCUUCCGGCCUCACUGAGCUUAUUGUACCCUGACAAAAUGCGUUUCUCCACCCUCCUCGUCACCUCAGCACUGUGCUUGACUCCAGCCGUCUACGCCUACGGGGUGGCCGAAGUGACAGCCAGAGCCCACGCGGACUGUCAUCCCGACGACCCCCCGAAUGAUCGUCUCAUUGGAGAUCCGCAGGAUACGGUGGCCACCGAGGACACGUGCGAGAAGAUCGAGGUGAAGCAUGGCUUUGAUAUUGAUGCCUACUCGGUGAGCCUCGUCGACAUCACCAAGGAUACGUCGGAUCGAUGCCACGCUCUGGGGAUCUAUGCGAAUGGGGAGUGCAUGGGCUUGCCCAAUGCGUUGAUUCCGUUCUUUCCUGGGGAAACCCAGGGUGAGAGCCGCUGCUUCAAGGAUACGCCUUUUGACAAGUACCUAUACGUUCGGCUGUUGUGUGAUGCCGAUGACAAGGACAAGGACAACAAAGAUAAGGAAGAUGGACCGGAACAACCCGAGUCUGAGGAUGCUAAAACCGAGGCACCGGAAGAGCCUGCCGCGCCUGCAGCAUCUGCAGCAUCUGCAGCACCUGCCGACAAACCGAGUGGUGGUAAUGAUCUUCUGAGUAGUCUGGGUCUGUAGGAGGGAGAGGAGGGAGAUGAGAUGAAGGCCGCCAUGUACUAGUAUGACUACGACAAUUUAGAUUACCAUAAUGUCAAGCAUGAUGCCGAGUGUA